Ilex paraguariensis (yerba mate) is the source of this 1204-nucleotide messenger RNA. The record is from the annotation of a GenBank genome assembly. NCBI's taxonomy places the organism in Eukaryota, Viridiplantae, Streptophyta, Magnoliopsida, Aquifoliales, Aquifoliaceae.
AUGGAGAAAAAUAGGUGUAAGCUCUGCUUAAGGAGCUUUGCCAAUGGCAGAGCUUUGGGUGGGCAUAUGAGAUCUCACAUGUUUAAUCUCUAUGUUCCUUCAAAACCAGAGCAAGAACAACCCAGUAACCAACUCGGUGAAGAGACUGAGUCAGAUUCAUCAGCUUCUUCUUCCUCAGAAGAAGAAGAAGAAGAAAAAGCCUUGUUGAAUUAUGGGUUGAGAGAGAAUCCCAAGAGGAGUGUCCGUUUGGUAGAUCCUGAGUUCUCUUUCACAGCUGGUUCUGUUGUUCUUCAGGACAGAGAAAGUGAGACUGAGUCAUCAAAGAACCCAACUCGGAGACGAUCAAAGCGGAUUCGAACAGGGAUUUCAGAGCAAAAUCAAUACUUAAAAGAGCCAGAAAUCAAAAAACCCAAGCUGGGUAAACUCAGCAAGUCCGAGGCAUCAGGGGUUGAGCCUGAACCAGUAAGUUCGAUCUCAGACACCACUCCAGAAGAAGAUGUUGCUUAUUGUUUGAUGUUGUUGUCAAGAGAUAGAUGGAGGAGAGGGAAAGAUGAUCAAGAACAGGAACAUGAACAACUUGAAGAAGAUCAAGAGGAGGCAAAGAACUCCAUUGAUGAUCGUUCUGAGGAUUCUGAUUUUCAUAAAGCAAGAAGGUCUCGGGCUCGAGGCAAGUACAAGUGUGAAACUUGUAACAAAGUGUUUAGAUCAUACCAAGCACUUGGUGGUCACAGAGCAAGUCACAAAAAGAUCAAAGCAAUUAAUAUUAAUAGUUCUUCAGCACAAGAACAAAGUCCAGAGGAGAGAGAAAAUGUAGGUAAUUCUACAAUGGUGGUGGAGAAAAUCCAUGAAUGUCCUGUUUGUUACAGAGUGUUCUCAUCUGGUCAAGCACUUGGUGGGCACAAGAGAUCACAUGUUCUUGGUUCAGGGGCAACUACUACCAUUACUGUUGCUUCAAAAUCAUUCUCUAAAUUUGGUGAAACUUUGAUAGAUCUUAAUCUUCCUGCUCCAAUUGAUGAUGAUGAUAUCAGCCAAAUCGAGCUUUCCGCAGUUUCUGAUGCUGAAUUUAUCAACCCAAUUAAACACUGAACCCUGAAAGUUGAAUUUUUUGCAACCAACGAUGAAUUCAGAGGUAAAUUUUUGUUGUUCUUCAUAUUUAUGGAUCUAGAGGCCAUAUCAUUAUGUUUUUUGGACAAUUGGGUCAAUG